AUGACAUUUUUUUUAUCAUCUUAUUGUCAUUCGCAUAUAUCUUUUCUUGCAAGAUCAUUAAUAUUUAUAUUAUUUUCUCAACGAUUUAUUCCAUAUAAUAUGGCAAAUUCAAGAGCAUAUAUUCCUUUACAUGCUCUCCGUAAAAUUGAUAUACAAUCAAUACUUAAUGUUGCUUUUCCAUUGUUAAGUAAUGAGGAAACUCAAAGACGAUUUGAUUAUCACCAUAGUCGUCGAACAAUGCUUUAUUUUUUAUUAUCAAUGUAUAAUACACCAAAUAAUGAAGAAAUAAUUGAUUCAAUAAAAAAAUAUUCGUCGAAAAUUGAUUUAUCACGUAUUGAAAAAGAUUAUACCUAUUUAAAAAAUAUGAUUGAACCAUAUAAAGUAGAACAUCGCGCUGAAAAUUUUGAUGAUUAUUGGGAAUUAAAGAAAGCAGCGAAUAGACCAGGUCCAAGACAAUCAUAUGAACAUAUAUUAAAAUAUCGUCAAGAAGGUUUUCAAGAAAAGGAACUUAAACUAUACUGGAAUUAUGAUCAAAUUCGAGAUCUAAAUAAAAACGAUUGUUUUAAUCCAAGCACAGAUAGUGAUACAAAUGAUGCUCUAUUACAAUCACCUGUUAAUACACGUCAAAAUUCUGGAAUAAUAAAAUUUGUUCAAGAUGGCAUUGAAAAUGCUGUUUUUCAAGUUCCAGAAGGCAAACAAGUUAUUGUUCUUGAUUUUGCUGAUGAACGUAUGCCUGGUGGUUAUUUUCUUGAGAAUGCUCGAACACAAGAAGAAGUUAUUCUAUAUCAUUCUGAUGGUUAUCGUGCAUUAUUAGAUUUAAAAUAUAAAAUAAUGGAUGGAGGUUAUAUGUUACCUGAAUAUGGUGUAGCUUAUAUCAAACGAGUACGAUUUUUCCGAGAUACACAUUCAGAAGGACGUGUUACAGAUUUAAUAGUUGCUGCUUGUUACGAUUUAUCUGGUAUGGGUGAAGGUUUAUAUAAACCACCAUCAUAUGAAAAAAUCGAAGAUUUGCGUGAUCGUACAUAUAAAAAAAUUCAAGCUAUUAUAGCAUCAGCUGUUGCUAAUACUGAAGGAAAUGGUAAAGAUACAUAUUUAUUAUUAGGACCUAUUGGUACUGGUGCAUUUGCCAAUGAUAUAACAAUGAUAGCUGAAAUAUUUUCAGAAAUAUUAAAUGGACCAUUAAUGGAUUCUGAAAAACCUAUACGCUACGCAUUUGAUAAAAUUUGGUUUGUAUCAAUUGAUAAUCUGGAUGUAUUUGCUGAUAAAUUUAAAAAUGAAAUAUAA
This is a messenger RNA of Rotaria sp. Silwood2, 1284 nucleotides long. The record is from the annotation of a GenBank genome assembly. NCBI's taxonomy places the organism in Eukaryota, Metazoa, Rotifera, Eurotatoria, Philodinida, Philodinidae.